Messenger RNA from Arctia plantaginis, 1128 nucleotides. The record is from the annotation of a GenBank genome assembly. NCBI's taxonomy places the organism in Eukaryota, Metazoa, Arthropoda, Insecta, Lepidoptera, Erebidae.
AUGCAGCCGUUCCAAUCUACCACCCGUCCCGAGGGGCCCCGGGAGUCAUCUCCCGAACGAGGCAAGUCACCUGACACACCUACAACACCAGUUCUCAACUUCUCCAUAGCACGUCUCAUGGAACCUGAUAGGAAGAAAUCAGUUUCUCCUGAAGCGCCACCACCACCGGGCUUUUUGUCAUAUGGAGCUCAACUUCUGGACUCUGCGUUUAAGCAGUACAUACCAGCUACAAGGAGGCAGUUGGUUUCACAUUACCCUUUGUUAUAUUACGGACCUGACUUGGUUUCACUGACAUAUGCUCACCAGUUACAUUUACCGAGACCUCCACCGCCAAUAUCACCUGUCCAGCGACCGCCAAGUCCAAGGCCACCUGCAGCAGACCACGCCGUCUCCUCCACUACAGGCCCAACGACUUCACCGGCAAAGAACAAAAGUUUUGCUUGCGGUGAUUGUGGCAAAGUGUUCAACGCUCAUUACAAUUUGACAAGACAUAUGCCUGUCCACACCGGUGCCAGGCCUUUUGUUUGUAAAAUUUGUGGUAAAGGCUUCAGGCAAGCGUCUACUCUAUGUAGGCAUAAGAUUAUUCACACGUCAGAAAAGCCUCAUAAAUGUCUGACGUGUGGCAAAGCCUUCAAUCGGUCGUCAACCCUCAAUACGCAUGCACGAAUACACGCUGGCUACAAACCUUUCGUCUGUGAGUUCUGUGGUAAAGGUUUCCACCAGAAAGGAAACUACAAGAACCACAGGCUAACCCACAGCGGCGAAAAGGCAUAUAAAUGUAACAUUUGCAAUAAAGCUUUCCACCAGGUAUACAACUUGACGUUUCACAUGCACACACACAAUGAAAGAAAGCCGUUCACAUGCAGCAUAUGUGCAAAGGGAUUCUGCAGGAAUUUCGACCUUAAGAAACACACCAGAAAGCUGCAUUUGGGGGCUGGCAGUUCAAACAAUGGUGAUUCUUCACUGGACACUCAGGAUGAAUCAACCCAAGAGGCGACGGCUAGUCCUGUGUCAAAUGAAGAAGCGAGUCACGCUGCCUUCAGGCCAUUUCUGACUUCGCCGUACCCGAGGAUUUUGGAUCCUUCGCGGAUGACGGCGCCGAAUACGUUUUUUUCUAAGCUAUUGUGA